UCCAAUUGCCUUUACUUUCUCUUUAUUUAUGGCCAGUUCUCCUAUGCCUUGACGAAUAUGGACGUAGUUAACGGCUCUCUAGAGAUCUCGGCCUGGCACUCGGCGGCAUUCGACAAAGUGCUCAUUGGCCGGGUUUACAUUCCACUAAGGCAAUUACGACCCGGUUAUAAUCACACAGAGUGGUAUCUUCUCUCUUGA
Messenger RNA from Protopolystoma xenopodis, 198 nucleotides. NCBI's taxonomy places the organism in Eukaryota, Metazoa, Platyhelminthes, Monogenea, Polystomatidea, Polystomatidae. The record is from the annotation of a GenBank genome assembly.